CGGCCGGGGGCUGACAGCAUUUCCUCAUCCGGCUGUGCUGGGAGCCGCGCCGACUUGUCAGACUCCUCUCGACGCCGGCACGGUGGCAGUUCUGACCGUCAAUAGUCGUAUUUAACCCGGACGCCUUUGCACAUUUCCAUCUGACAAAAUGGGAAAUCUGCAGUUCUCCAGGGGGUAACGGAAUGAAAUGAGUGCUUUGCUAUUGCUUGCGUGUGAGGUGGCUUGAGGAGCUUGCAUGAAAAUAGACUGUCAGGGUCUGGUGGAGGAAUGGCUGAGGAAGUCGACGAAGGACGCUUUGUAGUCCAGAAGAUCAGCAAAAGCAUAACUUAUUAUUACACACCAAUCCAAACGUCAGGAGACCGGGGAUUAUGCCCUGCCAAAGAAUUCCUUUCCACGGAUCUCUGCCCUGUUUCAUGCUCCACGUCCUCGGCUCCUUCCCUCUCUGACUCACCUCCCUCCAGCGGCUGCCUUCCCCAGUCCUCCCCCCAAGACACCUCAUGUACCCCCUUGCUCUCAGACCCAUGUUCUCCCACAUCUGUGUCCUCCCAAACCACUCACCCCUCAGAUUCCACGUCAGACUUCUCCCAACGUCCACUUCUUCUACUUCUCCCCUGGCUUGGUGCCCGGCCAGGUGGGGUGGCAAAGUACCGGGACGUCUACCUGGAACAUGGCAUUGAUGUCCUCGUGGUGGAGAGCAGUGUUAUGCACUUCUUGUGGCCUAGCUGGGGGCUGGAUUACGGUUUAGAGGUCUUGCAGGUGCUGGAGGAGCCUUGCUUCGCCGGGCGCCCCGUGCUGGUCCAUGCGUGUUCCAUUGGAGGCUACACUUUCACCCAGAUGCUCACCCACUUGGUCCAGGGACCAAAGAAAUACGCACACCUGGCCCAGAGGGUUAUUGGGCACAUCUACGACAGCAUGGUGGCUGGGACUCUGGAGCAUAUGGCAACAGGCCUUGGCAAGACGCUGAUGCCUCGUUUGGAGGGCUUGGUCACAAACGCUGCCAUGCUUUACUUCUGGCUCUUCAAAACUCAGACAGCCGAUUACUACAACAGCAGCCUCAGUGUUUUCCACAACAACCCUGUCACUGCACCAGCUCUCUUCUUUUUUUCUGAAAAUGAUGCUCUUUGUGACCCACUUGUACUUGAAAGAGUUAUUGAACUGUGGAGGAAAAGGGGUGUUGCUGUGGAGAGCAGGAAGUGGAAGGAAUCUGUACAUGCAGCUCACAUGCGAUGCCACCCAGAAGACUAUUUCUCUACACUGGAGAAAUACUUGAAUUCACUGCCUGUAUCCCUCAAAGCAAAAAUGUAGAGCACUGGAAGUAUAAGAGUCUGGUAGGACUGGAUUUUGAAACAAAUUUUGCUAUACAAUCCAGUCACUACACAUGAGAUGAUUCCAUGGCCCAUUUUGAUCAGUUUAACUUUAAUUAAUUUAGCGUUUGACAAUGCAUUUCAUUUUUUGAGAGGAAAAGAGAUGACUCACUUUAGCUAUGCCGUUUAACCCAUCAUGUUUUCCCCAACAUGGGAACUUAAUAUAAAAGAGCACAAAUUUCAGUGGCAACUGCAAUUGCAGUUUUAGCUAUUUUUAAACUGCGAUUGUCUUUCUUUCAUAAAGUAUCCUGAUUGAUUUGUUUGUGUUAUCUACCAAUGUAUUUGGUAGCAAAAAUCAACCAACCCCCUUUCUUUGCCAUUUCUUUUUUAAAAAUCUUGUUUAGUUGCACUUGUAAUACUAUUGAAAGGAAUUCAGGCCACUUUGAAAUGCACUUAUUACAAUGGCACAACAGGAAAUGCAUUGCACACACAUCACUUUUGAAUAGUGAUGAGCAAAAAACAUGCCAAAAUGGAAAACACUAACUUCAUACAGUAGAAUAUAAUAUAGUUCAGUGGAUUGCAUCUCAAGGUCACUAGUUCUGAUGUGAUCUCAGCAUUUUAUUCAUCAAAAGUAAAUGCCCACUUAUUUCAAGAUAGAAAAGAAGUGACAUGUAAAACAAUGCAAUGAAAAUUUUAUUUUUCAUUUUGGCAGAUAGUCCUAUGAUAGACUGGCGACCUAUCCAGGGUGUUUCCCUGCCUU
Molecule: messenger RNA, 2064 nt
Organism: Myripristis murdjan (pinecone soldierfish)
Lineage: Eukaryota; Metazoa; Chordata; Actinopteri; Holocentriformes; Holocentridae
Exons: 3
Coding region: 268-1305 (345 amino acids)
Molecular function (GO): serine hydrolase activity
Source: RefSeq, a predicted model, not a curated record